Molecule: messenger RNA, 4405 nt
Organism: Neogale vison (American mink)
Lineage: Eukaryota; Metazoa; Chordata; Mammalia; Carnivora; Mustelidae
Gene: CDKL2
Product: cyclin dependent kinase like 2
Exons: 15
Coding region: 425-2308 (627 amino acids)
Biological process (GO): protein phosphorylation
Cellular component (GO): nucleus
Molecular function (GO): cyclin-dependent protein serine/threonine kinase activity; ATP binding
Source: RefSeq, a predicted model, not a curated record
CGGCGCCCUCCCGUCCAGCUCAUUUCUUUACGGGCCGCGGCCUCGACGGGCGUGUUGGUGCCUGCCGUGGGCGCAUUCUGACCCGGGCUGUAUCUCCCUCGGGAGACUGUGCCGAUGGUUGGGGCAGAGUGAGGUCGUUGCCUUGACGACGGCAGCAUGCGGCCCGCGGUCCUCCCGAGUGCGCGCCCGCGGCAGGCCGAGGCCGCUCUGCCUCCCCGCCCGCUUCGCCCCCGACCCGCGGCCGUGUGCCCUGAAGAGACCCAGCCCGCUCCGGAACUGCCGGGUUGCUAGUCAGCGUCUUGUAGACCUGCGAGCGAGAUGCAUUUCACCCCAAAUUUGUUUCCAAGUUGGAAACCUUUGGGUCUUUCCAUGUGAAAGGAUUUUAAAGAAACGCAAGAAGAAUUCCUAGCGGUUUUGAAUUAAAAUGGAAAAAUAUGAGAACCUAGGAUUGGUUGGAGAAGGGAGCUAUGGAAUGGUGAUGAAGUGUAGGAAUAAAGAUAGUGGAAGAAUUGUGGCCAUCAAGAAGUUCUUAGAAAGUGAUGAUGACAAAAUGGUUAAAAAAAUUGCUAUGCGAGAAAUCAAAUUACUAAAGCAACUGAGGCAUGAAAAUCUGGUGAAUUUGUUGGAAGUGUGUAAGAAAAAAAAACGAUGGUACCUGGUCUUUGAAUUUGUUGACCAUACAGUUCUUGAUGACUUGGAGCUCUUUCCUAAUGGUCUAGACUACCAACUGGUUCAAAAGUAUUUGUUUCAGAUUAUUAAUGGAAUUGGAUUUUGUCACAGUCACAAUAUCAUACACAGAGAUAUAAAGCCAGAGAAUAUAUUAGUCUCACAGUCUGGCGUUGUGAAAUUAUGUGAUUUUGGAUUUGCGCGAACAUUGGCAGCCCCUGGGGAAGUUUAUACUGAUUACGUGGCGACCCGAUGGUACAGAGCUCCAGAGCUAUUGGUCGGUGAUGUCAAGUAUGGCAAGGCUGUUGAUGUAUGGGCCAUUGGUUGUCUGGUAACGGAAAUGCUCAUGGGGGAACCCCUUUUUCCUGGAGAUUCUGAUAUUGAUCAGCUAUAUCAUAUUAUGAUGUGUUUAGGUAAUCUCAUUCCAAGACAUCAGGAGCUGUUUUAUAAAAAUCCCGUGUUUGCUGGAGUAAGGUUGCCAGAAAUCAAGGAAAUAGAACCUCUUGAAAGACGUUAUCCCAAACUCUCUGAAGUUGUGAUAGAUUUAGCAAAGAAAUGCUUACAUAUUGACCCAGACAAAAGACCCUUCUGUGCUGAACUCCUCCAUCAUGAUUUCUUUCAUAAGGAUGGAUUUGCCGAGAGAUUUUCUCAAGAGCUACAGUUAAAAGUACAGAAAGAUGCCAGAAAUAUUUCUUUAUCUAAAAAAUCUCAGAGCAGAAAGAAGGAAAAGGAAAAAGAUGAUUCCUUAGGUGAAGAGAGAAAAACACUUGUGGUACAGGAUACCAAUGCUGAUCCCAAAAUUAAAGAUUCUAAAGUAUUUAAAAUAAAAGGGUCAAAAAUGGAUGGAGAAAAAGUUGAAAAAGUCAGUCGAACUUCCAAUGUCAGCUGUCUCCCCGACAAUGGGACGAGCCACGUCAGAACCGUGCCUUCAACCAGUCUCCGAGAUUGCAGCAACGGCGGCGGGGAUCACGCUAGAAAUCCAGGUGUGGCGAUCCCUCCCAUUGCCCACAAUCCUUCUGCAGUGGCUCCCGGUAUUAAUUCUGGAAUGGUGACUAUCCCGGGAGUUCAGAGUUACAGAGUGGAUGAAAAAACCAAGAAGUAUUGUAUCCCAUUUGUUAAACCAAAUAAACAUUCUCCAUCAGGCAUUUAUAAUAUUAAUGUGACCACAUCCGUCGCCAGUGAAAAGAGCCUACUUCAGGCAAAUAAGAAAAGAAGGGACUACUCCAAGACAGAUGUCCGUCUGCCUGAACUAAACUACAGUCAUCUCCCUGAACUAAGAGCCUUGGAAGGCAUAGCUCGAAAUUCCAGGUUAAUAAGGAAAGAGAACAAGAAUCUCUCAGAAUCUCGAAUUCCUUCUCUGGCCACUAUUGACUUGCAUACGCCCAGUGUCGCAUUCCAUCAGAAGCUGGGACUCGACUCGCCUCUUCAUGAUGUGGAUCAAUACGUUGAACUGUAUUUUGUUUCUGCGCCCAACGCAAACAUUCUCACAUGUAUGAAAGCCCAUCUUUAUAGACUUGUGGAACGUCUGCAAGAUAGAUUUUUGUAUCCGGAUCUCCCCCGUCAGAUGGCCUGGAGGCUGAUUUGCCUCGAAUGGAACACCAGCACUGAGAGCCGUUUGCUUCUGAACUGGAUGCUGCUCUAGCCCUUGAGAUGACAUCCCCUUGCAACAGAAGUGCUGAUAUCCUACAGAGAGAGAUUCGUGGUUUUGUCCUUUACUUCUGAACUGCCUGCAUUUUUUUUUUUCUGAGAAAGGCCUUGCAGAAGAAAAAAGACAAAGACUUCCAAGUGUUUCCAAGGAAGGUUGAAUAAGUGCUCCUCCCUGACUAUCUUGUCACCUUUCAAGUCUCUGUUGCUAUUUCAGGAUAUAUCCAAUGGAAGAAUAGUGAUAUGGUUCUUGUUACAUGAAUGUGUAUUUACUGUUAGUAAAUUGUGCAUUUAAAAUUACCCAAGAGUAAAAAAAAAAGUUUAAAAAGAGAGAAAGAAUCAUUAUAAUGGUCAUGUUAUAUGAACUUUCUGUGUUAUCUAUCUAAAUGUGUACAUUUAUUUAGGAAUGGGUUUGGUGGAGGUAAGUGAUUAAAAACUAGGAUCAGUUGAAGAAAUGAAAAAAUUAGGAUCAGUAAGAGAAAAUUUUUCCUUUACCCUAAUUUAACUGUAAAUACACAUUUAAAAAGCUUGCUUGUUUCUAGGCUUUAGGGAGAUAAGUAAUUGCUCUCUGUGGAUAGGCAUCUGUCUUUGGUUUCUGUGAUUAUUGUUGAUGUUUGAUCAUUGUGUUAUGGGAGUCUGGCCUCUCUGCUGAUCUUCUAAGAACCACACUACUGCAGACGUCUCAAGGACAUUUUUUUGUCUAAUGAUUUAGCAUGGCCUGACCUUAGAUAAUCCUCUGUAUUGUAAGACUGUGGUGCCAGUGUUCCUGUGUACAGGAACAGGACUGAAGUUAAGAACGGUGAAGGAGAAUUUUGUAGGUGUACCUUCCAGUUGAGGACUGUGCCUUUGAGAAAGGAAGUAUAUACGUGCAAAAUUAGGAAAUGGGACACUGGCUUACUGACCGACCAGGACUGGUUACUUUAUCUUGGCCAAUUACUGUUGAUCUACCCCCCCCCAGAGAGGCUUUGGGAAGGAACAUCCGUUGUUAGGGACUUCUCUCCUGUCCACUGGUAGUUUGAAGGUGAUAGCAGACAGAACCCAGAGAUGUUCCUAUCUUCUUGUUUCCUCACUUAGGCCUUCCCAAAAGUUCUUCACCAAUUGGCAAAACUAUCUACCUACAGUCCUCACAUCUUACCUCGUGCCCCAGUCCACGGCUUCCGGGUGGGAAGCUGAAGCCAGUUUGACUCUAGGUUUUUAGUUUCCAGUUUGCUGGUCACACUCUGCAUUUAUUGUUUUAGAGAAUUGUUAGGGGGACCGGAACUUGUGUGUCUUUCUUGGCCUUAACUGGUUAACAACAUGUUUUUUUCCAAAAAGCACUGACUAGAACUUAGCCCAAGAAUUUAACUAGCACUUUUCUUUAUUACUCUGUGGAGCUUAAUAUUGAAUUUCUGAAUUUAGAUACUUGGUCCUCAAAAAAGCAGGACAUUCAGGAAGAGACAAAUUGAGGGGUUCCGAUGUGGAAGUCUAUAGGUGGUUCAAUUAAAAUUCUGUCUUGAUUUUGAAGCUCUAUUUUUAAACUCUGACCAGGUGUUUGACUAAAUUGGUAUGACUAACAUGCUAGACAAAAUUAAUGUGUAGGCAUUAAUAGCCUUCACAUCGAGAUACUGUUUCAUUUUUACUUUAAAAAGUAUUGCCAACAGACUGUACAGUGUGGGAAGCAGACAGUACUUAAAAGCCAAGUGGCUUUCCAACUUAUUUUGAUGUAAUUUUUAUUUAAAGACAGUGUGUACAUAUCACCUCAAUGUCUGAGGAUCUAGGAUCAAUUAUCUGUAUUUGUUUUUGGUAUCUUUUGCCUAUUAAAACACUGUGUGAACUUUAGAAUUAAGGGACUAAAUAUAAUUUACUCUAAGUGCAAGUUGAGACUUGAGGAUCAUAUCUGGUUAGAACCUGGGCGGAACUACUUGAAAAAAGAAGAUUUUUGUAAACUGCGGCUCUAGAUACUGAACCAAAAAUAAUUCUUUCAGUUUAAGAUUACUCUGUUCUCCUUACAAGGAUAUGACUAAACAUAAUCGGAAAUAUGUGUAUGUCCUGGUGGGGGAAAUGGGCUUGCUGUUGGAUGUAUGUUUUACAAUUAAUAAAUAUUAUAUCUUACUGA